This is a messenger RNA of Cydia strobilella, 713 nucleotides long. RefSeq lists its product as uncharacterized. The record is from RefSeq and is a predicted model, not a curated record. Lineage: Eukaryota; Metazoa; Arthropoda; Insecta; Lepidoptera; Tortricidae. The transcript has a single exon. The coding region runs from base 81 to 674 and encodes 197 amino acids.
UAUCAGAAUUAUCUAGUAACUGGAAUCUAUAGUUAGCAGCAGUUGUGUAGAUACAGCCAUUGUAAUAAUAUAACACAGAAAUGCGCGUUUCUAUUUUAAUCCUAAUAAUAACUCUGAAAGUAACAGAAAACUUCGCAAUCGAGAAGAGGGAGCAACAUAAUGGCGAACAAAAGUUACUUUUAAGAAAAUUGCUGAGUUUACAACAAAACAAUUCGCCGGAAAAAGCCUUGAUGUGGAACGAGAUUUUCGCAAAUGUGUUGGUGAACAAGAUAAAAAUACUGUUCAACAAACAACCUGAAUCCGGACUCGAAGACAAUCCAGAUGUCGUCACAAAGUUUGUGAGCCAGAUUAUAUCACUGUAUGGCAAGUUGUUUUACAAAGUUAACGACAUGACACAUAAUAGUGGGAAAAAUGAAGUAGAAACUGAGGUUGAUGAAAUAGUGGACCCAAAAAAAGAAGUAGAAGAAGUCGAACCGAAAUAUCAUGGACUUUUAGAAAAUAUGACGGAAAACUUUGAUAUUGAUAAGAGGUCCGUGUGUCCCGAACACUCGGUGAGUGAUGGAAAAGGAAACUGCAUCGAUUCCGUAAAUUCGAGGUUUAUUAUGGCCAUACCGUACCAAUGUCCGACCGGAUACAGGAGGGACAGGUUAGGCUACUGUAGAGCAAUAUUUUGAAUAAAGUUAAAAAGAAUAUAAAACAAUAAAGCAUACUUA